Molecule: messenger RNA, 510 nt
Organism: Soboliphyme baturini
Lineage: Eukaryota; Metazoa; Nematoda; Enoplea; Dioctophymatida; Soboliphymatidae
Source: the annotation of a GenBank genome assembly
UUGUUUGUUGAAUUUCAGCGAAUCGGCCGUUUCGACCAACAUUCAUCGGAUCAUCUAAAUGGUGACGAAACACCUGUGGAGUAUUUGAGAAGGCUUUUCGACCUCAGUUAUCAAGAUGCGAGGAAAAACUUGGGCAUGGUGGGCUUGCAGACUCACGCACAUACAGUAAAAAUUCAAGACCUAUCUGGCGGUCAGAAGUCUCGUGUAGCACUGGCUGAAUUAUCACUCAAUGCGCCUGAUGUUCUUAUUUUAGUUACCGUUAUGCUUAUGUUGUUUGAGCAGUUACCAGAUGAACCUACCAACAACCUGGAUAUUGAAUCGAUUGAUGCUCUCGCAGAGGCUAUAAACGAUUACAAUGGCGGUGUUAUCAUGGUGACCCAUGAUGAACGACUCAUCAGAGAGACGGGCUGUCAACUGUGGAUUAUUGAGCAUCGAAGUAUAAACGAAAUUGAUGGCGACUUCGAUGAUUAUCGUAGAGAACUUCUUGAGUCUCUUGAAGAAACGAAGUAA